Messenger RNA from Ictalurus furcatus (blue catfish), 1701 nucleotides. RefSeq names its product nucleoside-triphosphatase, cancer-related (gene ntpcr). Gene Ontology annotation, molecular function: ATP hydrolysis activity. The coding region runs from base 432 to 995 and encodes 187 amino acids. NCBI's taxonomy places the organism in Eukaryota, Metazoa, Chordata, Actinopteri, Siluriformes, Ictaluridae. The record is from RefSeq and is a predicted model, not a curated record. The transcript is spliced from 5 exons.
CCCCCCUUUUGUAAUAUAAAAAAUACAUGUAUUUCUAUAUUUAUAAGCACAUAAACACUUUAAAUAAACUAUAAACACUAAAAUUUAUUUGUGUCUACCCAAGAAUAUAGGCCUAUUUAGGCAUUCUGGUCUAGUGUGUGUGUGUUAUUUUUGUGACGACAUUUUUGUCUUUUUCUCUUUAAAAAUAAUCAUAAUUCGUUGGGACUUUGAGUGGAAUUAUAACGGUAUGGAAAUACUUUUCCUCAACAAAAGUUCAGUUAAUCGCUAGCACUCGUUUUUACUACGCUGCUUCUUUUUUUUUUUUUUUUUUUUACGAGGAUUCAUCUGCGCAUGCGCGUUAAUCCCGACACCGGAAGUUGAACUCCUGAGUCUCCUGGAAGAGAAAAUGUCUGGUGUGGUGUUCGUCUACAGCUUUAAAACCUGACUUUAUCAUGAUUAGACACGUUUUCCUGACAGGUUCUCCAGGAGUGGGUAAAACCACACUAGUCCAGAAAUUGCAGGAGGCGAUAAGCUCAACAGGUGUGUGCAUCCAUGGCUUCUGCACGGAGGAGGUCAGAGAAAGUGGGAGAAGGGUGGGAUUUGAUGUAGUCACCGUAAACGGCCAGAGAGGAAUCCUGGCCAGAGUCGGUACUACAGCUCCAUCUGGCAGACGUGAGUAUACUGUCGGCCAGUAUGUUGUCGAUCUGCCCUCGUUCGAGAGUCUUGCGCUGCCGCUUUUCCGAAACGCGAGCGACGGAAGCAGGAAGGUGUUCGUUAUAGAUGAGAUUGGGAAGAUGGAGCUCUUCAGUCAGGCGUUUAUCCGAGCGGUGAGACAGGCUCUGGACAGCAUGGACUGCACCAUCUUGGGAACAAUCCCUCUUCCUAAAGGAAGACCCCUGGGCUUAGUGGAAGAGAUCAGAGCAAGGAAGGAUGUCAAGGUCUUUAUGGUUACAAAAGAGAACAGAAAUGUCAUUUUGGAUGAAAUUGUUGCUGCACUAAAGGAAUGUCUAAAAUAAAGAUCUCUGAGAAGACAAGAGGAACAGUGGCAGAAAACCGGAGCCGAACCUGCAAGACAAACCAGAUGCAAAAGUUUUGGUUCUCUGGGACAGUUUCAGUAUCAGUGCUGAGAGGAUUCUUUCUCUGUUUUUGUUUUUAAGAUCUUUAAUGUUUCUGUAACUAGACCCUUUGUGUUGGGGGACAUCUUUCAUGCUAAUGAACGCUUUGGAAAAGCCUGAACGUUUCAGUGUGACGUUUAAACUCCAGCUUUUCGUUCAGGAAUCACACUGAAUAUAAUCCGAGCUGGUGAUAGAGACAGCUAUGAAAGAGAGCCGCUGUACUGCUUUUCAUGAAACUUUUCUAGAAGUUCUUGCUGUAAUGAGUUGCUUUAUUCUGCAGACGUCUUCAGAAGAUGAAGAUAACUGAUGUGAAUGUGUUUUUUUUUUCUUUCUUCUUUUUAGAGAGGAGAGUUUAAUUUUUAUGUACGGUUGCAAUCUGGUUAACAAAUAAAACUGCCUGUACUUGGCAAUAAUAAUACUUUAAUCUCUCUUUAAGCCAAUAAUGUUAAAUAAUUAUCCAUUUUAAAUUCCAUCCAUCAGGUUUUACAGUUGUAGCUCUCUGCUUGUUCACUGAAUGUUCAGUGAUGUUGGGGGAAACGAUCUAAGCAAACAGCUUGAUUUAUUUAUUUUUUUAGUAACAGGGAAUAAACUGUCCUUUAAAACACUG